Scophthalmus maximus (turbot) is the source of this 3998-nucleotide messenger RNA. RefSeq names its product solute carrier family 30 member 1a (gene slc30a1a). NCBI's taxonomy places the organism in Eukaryota, Metazoa, Chordata, Actinopteri, Pleuronectiformes, Scophthalmidae. The record is from RefSeq and is a predicted model, not a curated record. Gene Ontology annotation, cellular component: membrane; Golgi apparatus; endoplasmic reticulum. The transcript is spliced from 2 exons. Bases 660 to 2090 code for a protein of 476 amino acids. Gene Ontology annotation, biological process: intracellular zinc ion homeostasis; zinc ion transmembrane transport; detoxification of zinc ion. Gene Ontology annotation, molecular function: zinc ion transmembrane transporter activity; calcium channel inhibitor activity.
AGUUGAAAUCGAUUUUCUAGAAUUUCUUUUCAGACGUUUCGAUGGUAAAAUAGAUUUACGGAUCGACGACGGACGUCAUCGCGACAUUUCAGUUCGCAAUGGCGUGCGUAGCAACCGCUGUUGUCUGGCCCGCUUGCUCCGCCUACUUGGCGAGAGUUGCAAAAUCGGACCAAUCAGGGCUCACCUCGUGACCACUUCGCCAAUAGGAACGCUCCGGGGCGUGUCCCUCACGGGCGCCGUGUUCCGUGUGGAAAGUUUACCGGCUCGGGUGCAAAGUUUCCGCCGUCUGCAAAGCGGAGCUCGUCGGCAAAACGUUUUUUCUCCUCUGCAACUAUGCUGGCGACGACCGCGGUCGUGAGCUCACACGGUAACUAGAACCGUAUCACGGGUACGUUUCCUCCGUGGUUUGUCUCGGGGAGCCGGGUCGAGUGAUGCUGCCGUCGCCGGAUAACAAGCCGUGAACGAGGACGCUGGUUCAACGCCGACCGUAUUGUCUCAGGGAGCCCGCUAGCCUAACGCAGCUCGUUAGCUAGGAGUCGAACCGGGGAGCUAGUUAGCCGACGCGCGGGUGAUCUCGUCCGAAGACGCGGCGAGAACGCAACUCUACAGAACAUUUUCGACGGGAGGACUUAAGCACUGCGGACGGGGAGACAUCGACCAUGGCUUGUGAACCGAACCGCGUGCGGCUGCUCUGCAUGCUGUCGCUGACUUUCGGCUUCUUCAUCGUGGAGGUGGUGGUCAGCCGCAUCACCUCGUCGCUGGCCAUGCUGUCCGACUCCUUCCACAUGCUGUCGGAUGUCAUCGCGCUGGUCGUGGCGCUGGUGGCGGUGCGCUUCGCCGAGAAGACCCACUCGACCAACAAGAACACGUUCGGCUGGGUCCGCGCCGAGGUGAUGGGCGCGCUGGUCAACGCCGUGUUCCUCACGGCGCUGUGCUUCACCAUCCUGCUGGAGGUGAUCGAGCGCAUCACGGAGCCGCACGAGAUCGAGAGCCCCAUGGUGGUGAUCGCCGUCGGCGCCGCCGGGCUCCUGGUCAACCUGCUCGGGCUCUGCCUGUUCCACGGACACGCCGGCGGCGGCCACGGGCACUCGCACGGCGGCCACGGCCACGGGGGCAAGAGCAAGCGGGGCGCCGGGUCCCAGGGAGAGGAGACCAACCUGGUGGCCAAUCACAGCAGCCCCGGCGACGUGAGGCUGAGGAACGAAAUCAGCUGUAAAGAAGGCACCGAGGUGCAGAUGAAUGGCAACACUCACUUCGAGGAGAUGGACCACGACCACGACCACGACUCGUCAUCGCAGCUCAACAUGCGUGGGGUCUUCCUGCACGUGUUGGGCGACGCCCUGGGCUCCGUCAUCGUGGUCGUCAAUGCGGUGAUAUUCGUGUUUGUGUGGCAGCCAUGCAAAGAGGGCGAAGACUGCUACAACCCAUGUGUCCACAAUCACGGGUUGACAGACCAGCAUGUCAAUCAAACACUGUCGUCCAUGAAGAGUGCGGGCCCCUGCUGGGUCCUCUACAUGGACCCCGUUCUCUGCAUCAUCAUGGUCACUAUCCUGCUGUACACCACCUAUCCGCUGCUCAAAGAGUCGGCCCUCAUCCUGCUGCAGACGGUGCCCAAGCAAAUUAACAUGCGACGGCUAAACGAGCGGCUGCUGAGUGUGGACGGCGUGCUGGCCAUCCACGAGCUGCACAUCUGGCAGCUGGCCGGCAGCCGCAUCAUCGCCACGGCUCACAUCAAGUGCCAGGACCCCACGUCCUACAUGGAGGUCGCCAAGCGGAUCAAGGACUUCUUUCACAACGAGGGCAUCCACGCAACCACCAUCCAGCCUGAGUUCGUCACGUUCAGCUCAGAGUCCCGGGAAUCCCUGUGCGAGCUCUCCUGUCGGACUCAGUGUGCCCCCAAGCUGUGCUGCGGCUCUGCCGACAAACCCAACGCGAGCUCCGACAAGAAAUCCGGCAGUGACUACAAGCCGGGCGUUGCUUCAGACCUGGAGGUGAUCAGCGAGUCCGCGGAGCAGGCCCUGGGCAUUCAGGUGAGCCCUCGGUCAGAGGCCGAGGUCAUCGUCACCAGAGAGGUGGAGUCAUCUCUGUGAGAUGGAGAUAACGGAGAGAAACGGAGGAGAAGCUGGAGAACGACCACCUCGGGCAGAUAUCAUCACUGUCAUUUGCAGGGCGCGGUCUUCCUGUAGUUGCCCCCCAAUAAAGAAAUAAUUUCCAUCGCCCUUUUAUUCCCUUUCAUUGCUUCCCCGUAUGGCAAUGGAAUCCUGAACCAUUCUGUUUAUGCAUUAGAGCCUCCAUUCUUUCUUUAGCCUUCCUUUUCUCCCUUAUGCCCAAACCCCCCUCCCCUCCACCCCGACCUCUCCUCUGCCGCCGGGCCCCCUCUCUCGCCGUCUGUUGCCACGGUUGUGUGGUGACGAUGCAUGUUGGGGGUUCGCUGACCUUCUCUCCUCCGGGACUGGAGCGAGUCCUGCAUGAGUGUCCCUCAUUAACACCAUGCUGUAAUUCGUCCUCUUGUCCCCAUGGUGUUUCUGUGCCAAAGCUUCUCACUGCAGGACCAAAGGACACACACACACACACACACACACACACACACACACACACACACACACACACACACACACACACACACACACACACACACACACACGACACACACGACACACACGACACACACGACACAAGCGAGUCAGAGCACACAUCACCAGGUUAUGUUGUCCAGCCUGGACACGGACCUGUUGUCAAAGAGUCUACCUUGUGUUUUUUUGCGUAGGCUUCGAGCAGAUCUAUUUUCUUACCCUCUGGCCCAAAACGGACUUGAGUAUUGUAUUGAAUUAUAAUUAAAGUAUUUAAGUUAUUAGAAAUAAUCUAUUUCCUGUCUUUAGAAGCUGUUUGUAACCUUUAAGUUUGGUUGAUAGAAACAUUUUUGCAAUUCUUUUUCUGUCCUGAAGUUUUUGAACAGACCAUCUAUGCUGUAGUCAGUUUUUACAAAAUAUGAGGUUUUUAUAAUAAUGGUCUUGUUUUUCUCUUUUAUUUCCAGACUUUUCUCUUGCCUUGACUCGGUUUUAAUUGUAGUUAUGAGUUGGAUACAGAAGCGUGUAUCAUCACCUCUCUCACCUUGCCUAUUAAAUACAAAACUGCUAUGGUAUAGCACUAUAGUAUAGUUGACGUCGCUGUGUAACUGAACUUCUUGCAAUGGCACAGUUUCAUCCACGAAUGUGACGCCUUGCAAGCCAGAGGGUUUGGGUCUGUUGUGAAUAUGUGAGCACUGUAUGCCAUUAGUGAAACACUACUCGUGUGUGAAUCUGUACUGGACACGCUCCGGCGGGUGGCCGGUUGGUUUUGUUUUCAAAUCUGAAGAAUGUGUGUGGCACCGUGUCACGGUCCACGCCGAGGGACAUUUUAUAUUUCCAGAAUGAUCUGCCAGGUUUUGCAUGACCAAAACUGAGAACUGGUGUUGGAGGGUUUUCGAGCCAACAGCUCCUGUCGCUGCUCACCAGUACCUGCUGGUGUCCUCCAACAUUAUUCAUAACUGUGGGGAAUAUGAAUCAUCAUGCCGACUCUCUGUCCCCUGCGUCGGGCGGCUGAGUCAGGCAGAUGUCGCUGAAUUAAAGUCCAUAUGGUGGCCUUUAACAUAGUCUGAGUUUCCCCCCUCGUCAACACAGAUAUCAUGUAAAGAUGAUCCAUUGAUGCAUUUCCUUUUUUCCACUCCUGAUUUAAAUGUGUAUGCAAUAUAGAAAUAUGUGCUGGGAAGUGUAUUUUGGGUGUGUUCUUCAUUUGUAAUGUUUGUUCACUUUUAUUCUUUGUCGUUUUAAGACUCUUCAGAUGUGCAAAUUGAAAACAAAAAAUGAUUGUUUUUUAUUUUAGAUAUGACAUGUCAGCUGAUGUGUUUUUUGAUAUAUAUACAUAUGCGUAUAUAUAAAUAUACUAGUACCUGUCCAAUGUGUCAUUGUGAAAUAAUAAAAAAAAAUAUGACUGUUUGGUACAGUUUAUGAACCCAGAUA